Messenger RNA from Drosophila erecta, 723 nucleotides. RefSeq lists its product as uncharacterized. The transcript has a single exon. Lineage: Eukaryota; Metazoa; Arthropoda; Insecta; Diptera; Drosophilidae. The record is from RefSeq and is a predicted model, not a curated record. The coding region runs from base 81 to 713 and encodes 210 amino acids.
UUUCGAGACACACACACUGACGCACACCGAUAGACACGAGCAAAUUGAAUUGGCUACUCGAAAGGAAUAAGGGAUUGUGAAUGGAUCUGGCCGGGAUCAGCUUGUGGCUUCUCCUGCUCCAUUUCAGCCGCAUCCCGCCCAUCGCUGGUCACUACAAAUGCAGGGAAUGUGAACAGUACAAGUUCAAGCUGCCGGAGAGAUGCAAGUACGUGAGGGAGGCGGCUCAGGUGUUUGAGCGAAAGUGUGGCGGCACCUAUCCACUAAUGGCAUUCACCAAAUAUCGGGAUACCUUUAUAAAGACCGGCGAGCCAUUUGCCCUGUACAUGCCGAGCUCCUUGGAUUACGUGAUGGUGCUGAUGAAGGAUUCGGCACUGCAGCAUUGUGCGCGUAUUCAAGUGGGCAAUACAAACAUGUUCUUUUGCCUGGACGAUGUCAACAAUGAGACAAUCAAACUGGACGUGGCCCACAUGUAUUGCUUCCCAUUUCACAUCCAGCUGCCGGAUGAUCUGAUGCAGGAGUGCCUCAAGGAGAACAAGAUGACCGAUGGCUAUCUGAACGAUGUACUCCGCACCCGGCGCGGCAUCAUCCACUAUACCUUUGGCGAUAGUCGGGGCCAUCGGCUCAUUUGCGGAUAUUUCUGGCCGAAGCUCCUGCUCCUCGUGCUUCUCCUGCCAUCGAUGAUGAGUCGUAAAUUUUUAUGCGAGCUGCCAUAAAGAUUGAUCG